CGCGUCUUGCAGGCCAUCCCACCUCGCGCCAUGUGUCAUAGCUGUCACCUUCCCCGUUUUUUUGUUUUUUUUUUCAGGAUCGCUACGCCUUCGCAUUACUGACGCCAUCUAUCGACGAGUCGCAGGACUACACGCUUCUGGGCGGCUAUGAGAACGACACACACACCGUCCUCCGGUUCUCCCGCCCGUGGCGAACGUGCGAUACGGCGCACGACUUUCAGCUUUCGGGCGACACCGUGCGAGUGAUCUGGUCCUACGACGAGCAGGACCCGACGACGCAGGACAGGAUCGGCAUGCACAGCCACCGCGGCGCCAGAAGCCUCUACCUGCGGGAACCCAAGCUGGCUCCUCUGAGGGCUUCGCAGGACGUCCGGCACUGGGAUAUCUUGUCUCCGAGCGUGAGUUUGCCAGAUGACCUGAGAACGCUCUAUUGGUGUAAGCUGUACAAGAUACCCAAUUUGAGGCAAAAGACUCAUGUUAUUGGGUACGUACCCCAGAUAGAGGAGACCAACCUGCAACAUGUCCACCACAUGCUGCUUUACGAGUGUCACCUUCCCAACUCGAACAAGCAUUUGGAGAAAUUCGUUGCAGCCAAGGGAGCCCAGUGCUAUGACCGCAACAUGCCCUUUUCUUGGUCGGCUUGUAAUACACCUAUUGUGGCUUGGGCUGUCGGCUCAGAGGGUGAGAUGUUCCCAGACCAUGUAGGAGUUCCAUUGGGAGAAGAACAUGGUGGAGCUACAUAUUUUAUGCUUGAAAUUCAUUAUAAUAACCCAAAUCUGAGAAAAGGUGUAGUAGACUCAUCAGGUGUAAGAAUAAUGUACACAGAAAAGCUGCGGCAACAUGAUGCAGGAAUCCUGACCCUGGGACAUACUGUAUCUCCCACGCACAUUAUUCCUCCCGGCCAAAAGUGGACUACUGUAGCCCUUUGUACAGCUGACUGCACAGAUGAGACUCUACCAACGAAUGGGAUUAAUGUGUUCCAAGGCUUUCUACAUGCUCAUCUGCUGGGCUCGUCAAUUUCCAUCACGCAAAUACGGAAAGGGAAGGAACUACCAAACGUCUUUAAAGAUAUGUCCUAUGAUUUCAAUUAUCAGCAAGCUCGAGUACUGAAGGAAGAAAUGAAAGUCAUGCCUGGAGAUUCUUUAAUAGUCAAGUGUGGCUAUGACUCCACCAAGAGAAAAAUGCCAACAUUUGGUGGAUUCAGUACCGAAGACGAGAUGUGCCUGGCUUUCCUAACUUAUUACCCAAGAGUGAAUUUGUCGGGCUGUUACUCGCGACCUGACAUGGCUCUCGUCUUUGAUACAUUUGGCAUUCAGGAUCUCUUUGAUAACGAUAUGAAUAUAUUCAACGACCAGAGUUUCAGUGAGGAAUUCAUCAAUGAGGAGUUUGAAGAUUCGUCCCUGACAAGAAUGAAGGACAGAGUGAACAAGCCUGUAGACAUCCACCUCGGAAACAUCUACCGCUACAUCAUUGCAAAAGCUCCUCAGCGCUACUUCAACACAUCUUUUUACGAAAUCUUGCAUGAUAAAGCUACCUGGCAGGACACACGCAUGAUCUCCACAUUGCAGGAAAUGAUUGUUCAUGGGCAACAUGAACCUUCAUGUGAAAAUCAUGGCAGGAUUAUUAUAGAUAGGUUACCAAAGAAGGUCAAGUAUCCAAACUUCAUACCACUUCAAAGUGACGAACAACAAUGUACUCUGGCAGAAAAAGACACUGAGGUGUAUAGGAUUGACACCAAUGUAGCAGUACCAUCAGUUCCAAACACGAAUACAAAGAUUCAGGAGAACCGGGGAGAACAAGGAAACCCAACAGCAAGUCCGGUGAAACCCACAGCAACUGUCCCGUGGCGUCCAGCGGAAGAGAAUGAAGUUGAAAAGGAUUCUCUCACACAGAGAGGAGGGGUUCCUUCCAUUUUCCUGAGUUCCUACCUUCUCUUCACCAUUGUCAUAUUACAUUUGAUACACCAAGCAUAGGUUAAACCCAUAUUACUUUAUUUAACUUCUCUACUAUGUAGGUUGUAUAUAUAUUACUCCUUGUCUGAGUCCAUAUUUUGAAUGCGGUUAUGAAUGUCUUUUUUUAGAAAGUAUUUAUGAGAGAGAGACUUAUUGACUGGGUAAUUUAUGGAAUGACUUAUGUCUCAAGGUGUUAAUAGACAGUUUGAGAUUUUAUAUGUGCACUUAUAUACAAUUUGUAUAUUUAGAUAUGCUUUUAAUUUCACAUUUUGGAUACUUAUAUCAGCAGUAUUGUGAUACUAGACUAGAUUUUUGCCAGGUGAGGUUUUUGGUGAGAUAUAUUUAUAUUAUGCAUUUUUAAGCAUUAUUUACUUUUAUUCUCACUUCACAUAUUCUCAUUACAGGAUAUGUUAAGUUGCUAUGCAUAUAUGUGUACACAUAUGUGUAUGUACUACUCAGUUUAGUCAGAUAAAAUGCUUAUUAAAGAAAAAAAAUGUUUGUGAAAAUAAUUUAUUAAUAAAAGGUUCUGUCAUCAAUACGUGAGAUGGAAUUGUUUCUGAUGAAGAGAUGUUUUAUCAUUAUCAUAUUACAAUAUAGUUAGCUAUUCUAUAUGUAUAUACAGCAAAGUACCAAUAAGGUUUAAAAUGAUAUUUCUUUAUUACUUUAUAACCUAUAUAGGGUCAAAAUCUGGAUCCAAUUUUAAACCCAAAUCUUUUGUUUCAUUCUUUUUCAUUUUCAUUGAACUGCCUUUAUACAGCUGAACCUGAUGCAAAAUCCUAUGUAUACCUUUCUCUAGAAGUUCUACUUUUUUACGGAUAAAACAAAAAGAAUCUGAA
Molecule: messenger RNA, 2788 nt
Organism: Penaeus indicus
Lineage: Eukaryota; Metazoa; Arthropoda; Malacostraca; Decapoda; Penaeidae
Product: MOXD1 homolog 1-like
Exons: 14
Coding region: 294-1973 (559 amino acids)
Biological process (GO): dopamine catabolic process; norepinephrine biosynthetic process; octopamine biosynthetic process
Cellular component (GO): secretory granule membrane
Molecular function (GO): copper ion binding; dopamine beta-monooxygenase activity
Source: RefSeq, a predicted model, not a curated record